CAGUGCUUUUUUCCUGUUCUAUCACCUCAUUCCUGGUGUCCUCCUCUAGCUGUUGUUUUCACCGCUCUGCAGUCAGCCAGGCUACUAGCAGCCGCACAGUGCAAGGUGAUCUAACAGGAGCUUUAAUCAUGUAGGGCAGGACUGUCGUCUUUAAGAACAGCAUUUUCCCCUCUUUUUCUCAUGUGCAUUCUUUCUAGUGUCGAGCAGCUUCAAAAGGAUGAAUAAUGACCGCCUGUGUGAGCUGCCCAGGAUUAUUAUUCCGCCGUCUGUUGCACAGGACUCAGAUCACUGCCUGGCUGAGCAGGGAAGCUGAAGACAUGGGCUGUAUACAGCAGUGCAGCAAUACACAGGCAUAGAGAUCUUACAAACAUCCAUCCUGCUGGGGAUCACCAUAGGGAUCUACAUCAUCAGUUACCAGGCCCUGUGAGCAAGGAGACACCCUGACCUCCUAUCACCAGGAUCUCCUAUGUCAAAGACUGAAAAAAUGAGUCCACCCACACGCAUGGACCGUUAAAUAGGCAAGCCCCAUGUGCAACAUCUCACAGUAAAACUAGCAGCAGCAGCAGGCUGAGCAGCAAGCAGGAGCUGAACUGAUGGAAGAACCAAAGGUUGCAAAACAGAAGAAGACAUGGCACAGAAAUGUCCUUUUUAUUCUAGGAGUACUAUUUUCCUUGGGAAUUAUCGCUUUAGUCACAACAGCAGUCAUUCAAAAUAAACCUCUUCCACAGAAUAUUAAGUAUGGCAUUGUACUGGACGCAGGUUCCUCUCAUACGAACCUAUAUAUAUAUGAUUGGCCAGCAGAAAAAGAAAAUGACACAGGAGUCGUGAAACAACUGGAAGUGUGUAAAGUUGAAGGACCUGGUAUAUCGAGUUAUUCCCAAGAGCCAGCAAAGGCCGGAGUUUCUCUUCAGACUUGCUUGAAGAAAGCCAGUAAUAUGAUUCCAGAAAACCGCCAUAGUGAGACACCGGUGUAUUUAGGAGCAACAGCCGGGAUGCGGUUACUCAGGUUAUAUAACUCCAACUUGGCUGAUGAUGUCCUGGCAGCUGUUGCGGAUACAUUGCGGGCGUCUCCCUUUGAUUUUCAGGGUGCCAGAAUAAUCACAGGGCAAGAGGAAGGAGCGUACGGCUGGACCACUAUCAAUUAUUUGCUAGGCAACUUCAUACAAGGAUCAAGUUGGUUAGAUGUUUUGCCGGUUUCUAAAAGAACAGGCACAUCUGGCGCUUUGGAUCUUGGAGGGGCUUCAACUCAGAUCACAUUUGAAUCAAACGAAAAAAUCGAAUCUCAAGAUAACUCAUUGCACUUCCGCCUAUACGGCAAGUCAUAUAAUGUGUAUACUCACAGCUUCCUGUGUUACGGGAAGGACCAAGCUCUUCGACUUCAAAUAGCGAACCGUAUUCAGAAUGAUGGAAGCCCCACCAUUCGUGAUCCCUGUUUUAACUCAGGAUAUAGACGAAGUCUGAAUACAAAUGACCUCUACAGUAGCCCUUGUGUAUCUACAAAGAAGUUACCAACAGCACUAUCGGACAUUAGAAUUGAGGGGAGUGGAAAUUAUGAAGAAUGUAAACAGAGUAUCCAGCAAAUCUUCAACAAAACCCACUGUACAUAUUCACAAUGCUCUUUUGAUGGGAUUUAUCAACCGGUACUGAAAGGGGAAUUUGGGGCAUUUUCUGCUUUCUAUUUUGUAAUGGACUAUUUAAAACUGACCCAAGAGAAAGUCAGUCUUGAAGAAGUAAAAAAUACAGUGGCCAAGCACUGUUCUAAGCCGUGGGAUGAGAUAAAAAAUUCAUCUAAAAAAACCAAGGAGAAGUACCUAAGUGAAUAUUGUUUUUCGGGGAUCUACAUCUUAACUCUUCUUGAACUUGGAUAUGGUUUUACCUCAGAAAACUGGAAUACAAUCAGUUUCUUAGGAAAGGUCAGCGGCAGUGAUGCUGGAUGGACUCUUGGGUUUAUGCUAAACCUCACAAAUUUGAUCCCAGCAGAGUUGCCCCCUUCUCCUCCAUUGUCUCAAAGUACAUAUAUUGGAAUCAUGGUGUUCCUGUCUCUUUUAUUAUUCUUCAUCCUUUUGACUUGCUGGGUGUGUUUCCGAAAACCAAGAUGUCUACAGAAAGGCGUCAUUUAGAAAUGCAAUAGGUAACGAAAGUUCACUUAGGAUGGAUAGGAGAGUUAUACGGUGACUCUCGCACCGCAAAUUACAUCUCCACCAUGGAGAACUUGUAAAACUUUGUAUGAAGGUUCUUGAACUUAACAAGGAAACAAGCAAUCCUAGGAAUUUUGAAGACAAUUUGCUAUACAUGGAACUGAACGUAUGUUCUAGAACGGGUCCUUUUAUCAACCAGAUUUGUGAAAAGUUUUAACAAUGUCGUCUUUAGAUGAAUAUUAUUGAAGAUGUGAACAGGUGAUUUAAAAACAAUGAACGUACCAAUGGGACUUUAAAAACUGAUCUCAGGUUAUAUCAUACAGUUAAUGCUAUUAUUGUAUUUUUAUAAAUCAUAAUCAUUUAUAAUAGGUUUCGAUUUUUUUUUGUCAUUGUCAAAAAAGCCAUACUACAUUGGUGUACACGGUAUCUGAUCAUGUUAAAAAAAAAUAGACUCCCGCUUUCACUGUGGUGCAUGUACUUGAACCGACCAGACACUGUGUCCUUGCUUUAUGUAAUGUAUGAUAAAUCUCCUUUAUUUUUGGUUACAGGACUUGUUCAUCUGUUGAAUGAAAUGAGGUUGACCUCUAGUUGUUGCCUUUUAUUCAACAUACAAAAAUCAUUUGCAUUAUAAUUCUUAAAGGGACAUGAAACACAAGUUUUUUUUCUUUCAUGAUUCAGAUAGAGCAUGUGAUUUUAAACAACUUUUCAAUUUACUUCUAUUAUAUAAUUGUGUUUUUUUAAUUAUAUCGAUGGAAUUUUAAAUUAUACUAAAUAUAAUUCUAAUUUACUACUACAUCUAAUUCUAUGGUAAAAACCACUACACCAAUACAAGUAAAUUGUUAAAUACUAACAGGUCCGUCCAUAAUUUUUGCAAAGAGUUGUAAAAGGAACCAAUACAUAUGUUACAAUAAGUUAAAUAUAUUUACAUAUAUAUAUAUAUAUAUAUAUAUAUAUAUAUAUAUAUAUAUAUAUAUAUAUAUAUAUAUAUAUAUAUAUAUAUAUUCUACAGCAAAACAGUGCAAAUAAUGACUACAGGACAACUCUACCACAAUCCCAAUUUGUGCAACACUACUAAAAUAAUCACAGAAUUUUAUCCCAGGAAUACUUAGCCAAAUUCUUUAAUGUGUGCUUUCUUGCAUUGUCCAAUAUCAGCCAUUUUCAUCAGGAGAUGGAAGAGAGAAACUAGGUGUUCCAGUUUUUAUGCCCCAAUUCAAUAGGGAGUGGCUUAUCAUAUGCCAGUCAAAGGCUAUAUGGGAGUAUCUUUGCCAAGAGACAAAGGUGUAUCUGGGGGAGGGGUUUUAAUAACAGCUAGGUGAAUAUUCCAGUGAUAAAAUGUCACCACAAUAAUUUGUUUUGUUCUCCUGGUAUCUUUUGUUUAAAAAAAAAUCUACUUAGGUAGGCUCGGGAGCUGCUGAUUGGUGGCUGCAUAUAUAUGCCUCAUGCCAUUGGCUCACCUAAUGCAUUCAGCUAGCUCCCUGUAGUUAGCUAAUAGAUGUACAAUUGAAAGUUCUUUAAAACUGUAUUUUUUGUCUGACUCAUGAAAGAAAACAUUCUCUAUAGUAUCUCACAGUGUGCUAUACUGGAAAUAUUUUGGCCUGGGGCAUAUCAGCUGCAAUUAACCUUUUAUGGAGUUUUGUCUGCAAUGAUUCAGACUUCAUUGAUUCUUUCUUUAGAGCAGUAUGAGAUUUUACAAGGCUGGAGACCAGUCUUUCUGAAUGCCCCAUGUAGCAUUUCAUCAGCCGUGGAAGGAACAUUUAGAAUAUUUGUUUGUAAGACAACAAACUUUAAGCAUUUUAUAGAGAAUUAAAAAUUAUUGCUCAACUUCAUGUGUUCAAAGUUUUUGGAAUGUUUCAGAAUAGCAAAAUGAAAGCGCUAAAUUAGUGGCAACUUAGUAAAUCCUUACAGCAUCUCAUGGGGUGCCAACCUGCAUGCUAGGGUGACUUAUUAUAGAUAUUUUAGUGUUUGCCAUACAUGCGCACAUGCACCGCACACUCACACUGGAAGCCUAUUUCAUAUGUUGUAAAUCAAGGAGUUUGAGGGAAAUAAAAAGGACAUAAAAGUGAGUUUAUUUUUAUAUAUGCAUAAUAUAUAUAUAGAAGACAUUAUGCUCUGGAUACAAAAUAAAUGUUUUAAAAUAGUUUAAA
This is a messenger RNA of Bombina bombina (fire-bellied toad), 4282 nucleotides long. RefSeq names its product ectonucleoside triphosphate diphosphohydrolase 1 (gene ENTPD1). Lineage: Eukaryota; Metazoa; Chordata; Amphibia; Anura; Bombinatoridae. Gene Ontology annotation, cellular component: plasma membrane. Gene Ontology annotation, biological process: nucleoside diphosphate catabolic process. Gene Ontology annotation, molecular function: UDP phosphatase activity; GDP phosphatase activity. The record is from RefSeq and is a predicted model, not a curated record. The transcript has 10 exons. The coding region runs from base 594 to 2120 and encodes 508 amino acids.